Molecule: messenger RNA, 1123 nt
Organism: Cricetulus griseus (Chinese hamster)
Lineage: Eukaryota; Metazoa; Chordata; Mammalia; Rodentia; Cricetidae
Source: RefSeq, a predicted model, not a curated record
AACUACAGGCAGUAAGCGCUUCGGAACGACUCCGCUUCACUCCUCCGGUUUCCGACGGUGCCUGUUUGGGCGAAGGACCAGAACCGGAACGCUUUGGAGGACGGAUCGCAGAGGUUGUCUGAAGGCCGAGGCCAAAAUGGCGUUGAUGUCGGUGCUGGGAUUAAAGGCGUGAGUCUCCACAUCCAACCCCAGAUUACAGAAAUUUACCCCAUAUUCUCUGAAGCUGGAGUCCAAGAUCAGGCUGACACAGGACUGGGAUUUCAUGAGAUCACAGAUGUCAUCUCCCCCGUAUCCUCAUGAGCUCCUGGUCUGCUCUGUGUGCGGAUCCUGGGCCUCCGCUCCAGCAUAGACACAGUGGCCCAAGUGUGCAGAGUCCAUCAGAGUGUGGCCACAGAGGGCUCGAGCAGGUCCUGGGACCCUGUGUAUCCCUCCUCACUGGGAAACUGCUCUGGCAGGAUCUCCAGAGAAGACAAUGGGGUUACCUGGCUAACUCUUCCCCCAUGCCCACGUACUCUGUCCUUAGCAUACAGUCUGCUGUGCCCAAGGCUGGAGCUGGAGCUGUGGUACCCAAGCCCUCCCAUCUCCCCAGAAACCGGGCCGAGUAUGUGGUUGCCAAGCUGGAUGACCUCAUCAACUGGGCACGCCGGAGCUCCUUGUGGCCUAUGACCUUCGGCUUGGCGUGCUGUGCUGUGGAGAUGAUGCACAUGGCUGCUCCGCGCUACGACAUGGACCGCUUUGGUGUGGUGUUCCGUGCCAGCCCACGUCAGGCCGAUGUGAUGAUUGUAGCUGGCACGCUUACCAACAAGAUGGCCCCUGCACUCCGCAAGGUGUAUGACCAGAUGCCUGAACCUCGCUAUGUGGUUUCCAUGGGGAGUUGUGCCAACGGUGGUGGCUACUAUCACUACUCCUACUCAGUAGUGCGAGGCUGCGACCGCAUUGUGCCAGUGGACAUCUAUGUACCAGGCUGUCCACCCACGGCCGAGGCGCUACUCUAUGGCAUCUUACAGCUGCAACGGAAGAUCAAGCGUGAGCAGAAGUUGAAGAUCUGGUACCGCAGGUAGAGCUGCCGGGCCAAACACCACAGCCCCAGAAUCCCAAUGUGAAUAAACCCAUCCUAACCCAG